Molecule: messenger RNA, 754 nt
Organism: Vigna angularis (adzuki bean)
Lineage: Eukaryota; Viridiplantae; Streptophyta; Magnoliopsida; Fabales; Fabaceae
Product: LOB domain-containing protein 19
Exons: 2
Coding region: 116-754 (212 amino acids)
Biological process (GO): hormone-mediated signaling pathway; positive regulation of DNA-templated transcription
Cellular component (GO): nucleus
Source: RefSeq, a predicted model, not a curated record
UAUAUAUAUAUCUCUUUCUUGUGCCCCACAAAAAUUUUUGGUUCAACCCUUUGCAAGGAAAAGAUUAGGCCAAUUUCUUGCUUCUUAUUACCCUUUAGAGAGAGAGAGAGAAGGAAUGGAUUAUGGAGGAAAGAUUGGUGGAAGUGAAAGAGGUGGGCCUUGUGGUGCCUGCAAGUUUCUGAGGAGAAAGUGUGUGAAGAGUUGCAUUUUUGCACCAUACUUUGACUCAGACCAAGGAACUGCACAUUUUGCUGCAGUUCACAAGGUGUUUGGUGCAAGCAAUGCCUCUAAGUUACUCAUGAGAAUCCCUGCACACAAGCGUCUUGAUGCUGUUGUUACUCUUUGCUAUGAGGCUUUGGCUAGGGCUAGAGAUCCUGUUUAUGGUUGUGUUGGUCACCUCUUUGCUCUUCAACAACAGGUUAUGAACUUGCAGGCUGAGUUGACCUAUGUUCAAGCCCGUUUGGCCACAAUGCAGCGCAUGCCAAUGGCAGUAGCUCCUCUUCCACACCCUCAAAGUUCAUCACCACAAACUCUUCCUUCCUCAGAUCAUUUGGCAUCAAAUGCUGAAAUGCAGAGUGUCCCUAUGAUGCAGUAUGAUCCUCUUCAACCACAUUCAGCAUCAUUAGAGUUAAGCAGCAUCCUUUUCAACCAAUCAGAUCAACAGCUGGAGGAUAGGGAACUCCAAACUUUGGCUCGAGAAUUUGUCACCAAAUACUUGCCCGGAGUAAGAUUCCAGCAAUCUAACUCUCCCUAA